This is a messenger RNA of Drosophila hydei, 2001 nucleotides long. It is a transcript of the gene Irk2, whose product is annotated as G protein-activated inward rectifier potassium channel 3. The transcript has 5 exons. Lineage: Eukaryota; Metazoa; Arthropoda; Insecta; Diptera; Drosophilidae. The record is from RefSeq and is a predicted model, not a curated record. Bases 451 to 1926 code for a protein of 491 amino acids. Gene Ontology annotation, cellular component: plasma membrane. Gene Ontology annotation, biological process: regulation of monoatomic ion transmembrane transport; potassium ion import across plasma membrane. Gene Ontology annotation, molecular function: inward rectifier potassium channel activity.
UCGCCGUCGCUGUCGCCGUCAACGUCAACGUCGGUCGAGCCGUCAUUUAAUCCGUUGGCCCGACUUACGAAGUAGCUUCUGUGGCGUUGUCAUCGCAGUGUCGCUUUGGAUUUCCGUGGAUAGUUUCAGCAGCAGCUUCUGUUGUUUGUGUUUAGCUCUGUGUGCAGCUGCCCGAACUGCCCUGUCUGCCCUGUCUGCCCAGUACUCUGCUCAUUUCUGGUUCGGCGCGCGUUCACAAAACAAAGCUCAAUUUUAGCGGCGUGCGUUUGCCACACAUCAUACAUACCACAUCAAAAUUUGACUAAAUUGCUAAAGAUGUGCUAAAGUUUGUUUGCAUAACAAAAAGAAAACAAGCAGAAAGAAAAUCCGAUAUGCUCGUUUUAAAGGUGUCAAUUUAUUAAAAAGGUGCUAAAAAGCUUGAAUCUCCAAAGAGCCAAAAAUCGCUUAAAGAUGCGUUUCAAUUUUACAACUCACUCGGCGGCGACGACAACGCCAGCUGCAACGGCAACGACAACGGCGUCGGCCAGGUCCAAUGAAAAGUCCGCAAAGCCGCUCAAUAGACCAAAGACCAUCGAAGAGGAUCCCGAUUCGCUGGACAGUGUGAUCAGCAAUCCGCAGUCGUAUCCCAUAACGAUCGUGCCAAAUCGUCCGGCCAGCUUCUAUGGCCUCUCCUCAAAUGGCAAAGCCUUUCAGCGACAGCCCAGUUGCAGAUCUCGCAACUUUCGGCCUGGCAGCAUGAGACGCGUGCGGCGUCGCGCCGUCUUCAAGAAUGGCGACUGCAAUGUGGUGCAAAAGCAUCUGCAGCGCAGACGGGUGCGUUUCCUGCAGGACAUGUACACCACGAUGGUGGACUGGCAGUGGCGCUGGACACUGCUGGCCUUUGCCUUGAGUUUCAUAUUGUCCUGGCUGUUCUUUGCAUUGAUCUGGUGGCUCAUUAUGUAUACGCACGGUGAUCUCGAGGAGCUGCAUCUGCCACAUAAUCAGGAGGAUUCCGGUUGGGCGCCUUGCGUCUCGGCCAUUGACGGCUUUACCUCCUGCUUCCUGUUCUCAAUCGAGACGCAGCACACGAUUGGCUAUGGCGUGCGCACCACAUCGCCCGAGUGCCCCGAGGCCAUAUUUAUGAUGUGCUUCCAGUCCAUAUUUGGCGUGAUGUCAUCGGCGUUUAUGGCCGGCAUUGUCUUCGCCAAAAUGACACGUGCCAAGCAGCGCGCUCAGACAUUGCUGUUCUCCAAGCACGCGGUGAUCUGCCAGCGUGACGGCUGCCUCUCGUUGAUGUUCCGCGUGGGUGACAUGCGGAAGUCGCACAUUAUUGGCGCCGGCGUGAGGGCCCAGCUUAUAAGGACACGCAGUACCAAGGAGGGCGAGGUGAUGACACAGCACUUUACAGAGCUGCAGAUAGGCACGGAUGACUCGGGCUCCGAUUUGUUCUUUAUCUGGCCCAUGGUCAUCGAGCAUCGCAUCGACGAGAACUCGCCGCUCUACAAUAUGAAUGCAACCGACAUGCUGCAGGACAAGUUCGAAAUUGUUGUAAUACUGGAGGGCACGGUUGAAUCGACGGGACAGUCUACGCAGGCGCGAUCGAGCUAUAUCAACACGGAAAUACUGUGGGGUCAUCGCUUCGAUCCCGUGGUCUUGUACAACAAGGACUUGCAGGCCUAUGAGAUCGACUAUGCGCGCUUCAAUGAGACCACACAGGUGGAUACGCCCCUUUGCAGCGCCCGCGAACUCAACGAAAUCUACAAGAUACAGGAGGGCUUCCGCACACCAGCUUCCGUUCAGCUGCGCAGCUCACCCAAUCCCUCUACGACGUCCGCGCACUCGAACAGCUCCGGCUACAGUUCCUGGUGCGGCAAUCAGCAGCUGCCGCGGCGCCUGCGCUGGCAGCUGUCGCUGCCCUUGCAGAGAGGCUGUUCUAUCGACACAUGAAACUUACCGAGUACUUUUAUUUGAUUACUUACUGCUUACAAAAAUAAGUUAAUAAAUGCUUGAGCUUUUAGUUUA